AUGGAUCAGCAACUUACAGACAAGAAUAAUGCCUCUCACAAUGGGAAACCAUGUUCAGUUGCUAAGUUCAAAUUUGAAGUUAAACACAAAUCAACCAGACAGAAUGUCACGUGCUUUCUGGUGCUCACAAUCCUUGGGGCAGCCAUGGGAUCCCUGCAGUUUGGUUACAACGUUGGUGUCAUCAAUGCUCCAGAGUCGCUAAUCAAAGAGUUCAUGAACGUCACCCAACACCGGCGCCACGGGUCCGGCAUGACGGAUGAGACGGCGAGAAACCUCUGGGCUCUGACGGUGUCCAUCUUCUCAGCCGGCGGUUGUCUGGGCGGUUUCCUGGCCGGCUGGUGGGCAACCAAACUGGGCAGAAAACUUGGAUCACUGGCCAAUGUCAUUAUCGGGGUCGUCGGCUCGGCUCUCAUGUUCGCCAGCAGACGUGUCGGCUCAUACGAGAUGAUCACAGUGGGGAGAGUCGUCAUUGGCUUUCAUGCAGGUAAAGAAAUCAGGCAGGUAAAGAAGUCAGGUCUCUACACUGGAAUAAGUCCAAUGUAUCUGUCAGAAAUUAGCCCCGCCAAUAUUCGCGGUGGUGUAGGGGUGCUUCACCAGCUUGCCAUUGUCAGCGGGAUUCUCAUUUCACAAAUUCUGGGAUUCCCCGAUUUGCUAGGUACACCGGAAAAUUGGGAUGUCUUGUUGGCACUUUUAAAAUUACGUGGUGAUGAAGAUAUAGAAGAUGAAAUCGAUGAAAUCAAACAGGAGAUGGUGUCAUAUUUCGAUCCUACAGCUGUUCAGAUCACCUUCUCUGCGGACGCCCAUGUUGAUUGGUGUUGUCAUGCAGUUGUCGCAGCAGUUAUCAGGAAUAAACGGUUUCUUCAAAUAAAAUCAAAUAACUGUUGUCGGUUCUCAAAGGAUGAAGCUUGGAGGGUCUUCUUCUACUCCACCAGCCUGUUUGAGGACGCUGGCCUGUCUAAGCCAACCGCCAAAUACAUCACCAGUGCCGUGGGUGGCAUCAUGGUUGCCAUGACAAUCAUCACAAUCCCGCUGAUGGACAGGGUGGGCAGGAGGACACUUCACCUGACUGGACUGGGGGGGAUGGCCGUCUUUAGCCUUGUUAUAACCAUCGCCCUGGCUCUACGUGGCUCCGUGUCGUGGUUUGAUGUGGCCAGCAUUGUCCUCAUGUUGCUGUAUGUGGUCUUCUUCGCUCUCGGUCCGGGUUCCAUCCCUUGGCUGAUCGUCUCAGAGUUAUUCUCCCAUGAUGCCCGACCUACGGCCAUGUCCGUCUGUGUGUUGGUCAACUGGGUUUCCAGUUUUCUGGUUGGGUUCGUGUUUCCUAGUCUCCAGGCUGGACUAAAGAACUACACCUUCCUACCAUUCACCGUGCUGUUGGUCCUGUUCUUUAUUUUCACCUUCUACAAAGUCCCGGAGACCAAAGGAAAAACAUUUGACGAGGUCACGGCCCUUUGGCGAAAUGACAGUUGCGACAGUCGCCGUGAAACGAACGCUAAACCUUUAUCCCGUAACAAAAUACACGAUGCUAAAUGGGCCAAAGUCUAAAAGUUAACAGGAAAACAACUGCAUCAAGUAUGGCAACCCAA
Physella acuta is the source of this 1583-nucleotide messenger RNA. Its product is annotated as glucose transporter type 1-like. Gene Ontology annotation, cellular component: membrane. The record is from RefSeq and is a predicted model, not a curated record. Gene Ontology annotation, biological process: monosaccharide transmembrane transport. Gene Ontology annotation, molecular function: hexose transmembrane transporter activity. Lineage: Eukaryota; Metazoa; Mollusca; Gastropoda; Physidae.